This is a messenger RNA of Megachile rotundata (alfalfa leafcutting bee), 4764 nucleotides long. RefSeq lists its product as uncharacterized. Lineage: Eukaryota; Metazoa; Arthropoda; Insecta; Hymenoptera; Megachilidae. Gene Ontology annotation, molecular function: signaling receptor activity; ligand-gated monoatomic ion channel activity. Gene Ontology annotation, biological process: monoatomic ion transport. Gene Ontology annotation, cellular component: membrane. The record is from RefSeq and is a predicted model, not a curated record.
AUUUUUAAAUAAAUUGAACAAUGAAAAAUUUGUGUAGUAUUCUUCCUUAGAGGUUUAAGCAAGUACGAUUUUGCUUAGUAGUUAAUUAGCUCUGUAUAUAGCAAGGUCGUUUCUUGGCAAAAAAGAAAUGGAUAUGAAAAAGGAGCAUUAUAAGGAUGCGUUUAUAUUCGAAACUCAAUGCCUCAUGGUUCUACAAACACACAUAUGUAAAAAACACGUAUAUAUAUAGCACGUAUCUGCGCAAGUAGUGUGUAACGUAGGGGUGAAACUUAAAGGGAGGGGCUUCACGAAAAUGGCUGUUAUGCAUGGGGUAGGACGUCUAGAAAAGAGCAAGUGACGGUUCAUCCCUGUCUUCCUCAUUGACCGAUUGACAUUAUUUUACGACGAUUUGUACGGUUAUCUAAUCGAUAACUAUUAUGUGGCGGUUAAGAAGUAAUCUUCGUGCUCUGCUUCAUCCACCACCGGACCUACGGGAUAUAAUUCCUUUCGGUAAAAGAUUAGUACUUUAUAUGGAUGAUGUGAGUCAAACCAGUUAAAUAAGCAUACCGGAGAAACAGAGAAAACGCGAAGAUGAUUGGCAGCCCUUGGAAAUUUACAUUUCUUUUCUUACUGGCAAUUUUAUUUUGCUCGAUAGCUUCCUCUUACACGGACUCUGCUAGAUCCGUGAGGGCUGUCAAAGGAAGAUCGCGAACAUAUUCUGCGUGGAGAUUGGUGCUAUGUUUGUCACAAUCCCAAGGUUCGCUUAAGAGAGACGUACAGAAAGCAUGGGAAAAAGCAAGGCUGGAAUCAUCUCACGCAGAUAUGAGUGUAUUCUAUGUGGAGGCACCGCCAAAAAAAGAUUUACUCCCUAAUCCUUUAUCAUUACUGAACAAAUUCUGUAACGAAAUUGAAGGUGGGAAAACAGUGUUGAACCUUGUCAUUGGAGGAGGAUCAGCAGCCAGGUUUCUUGUUACGGCUGCGGCUUCUUUGAAUAUUCCAACUUUAUGGCUGCCAUUUACGCAUGAAGAUUUCCUUAGACAGGGAGAUCUUGGACAGUAUGAAAGUCGUAUAGGCUCCAGUACCAAAGAAGUGGGAGCAGCUGCUGCUGCUUUGAUGCACAGAGCAAACUGGCAUGCGUUCACUCUUCUUAUAGAUACCACUUUGCUUCCAUUGACUCAUCUUUUACACGCGAAUCAAACGACUUUAACGCCUAGAACGAUCAUACAUCUUCCAACGAACGAUAAAACUUUGAGAAUGAGGCUGAGACGAGUUGCUGAAGAAGGUGGCAGUGGAGGAGUUAUAGUAAUGGGUUGUGAUUUGAACAACGCAAGAAAAAUAAUUGCUGUUGCUGGAAAAUAUGAAAUGCUCGCAGGAAGAUUUUUGUGGCUCUGGUUAGAUCUGAAGGCAGAGUUAAGACCUAAUGAACCAAAUAUAAUCAGUUCUCAUAUCAUACACGGCUCAAGAGCAUCGAUUGCAACGAAUGAAAAUCCUGCUCCGAUAGAGGGUAUAAGUCGAGCCGCAAAUCUCGUACCUGAGAGCCAGUUAUCAUUGAACGCUUUGCCAAGCUUAGCCAAUGAUAUACAUCGAUUACAAGAUUACAGAUGGCAGAACGAAAAAUCCGUGGGUAAACAAGAAGACAAAGGCUUUAAUUUCGACGACGACGAAGAGAUUAGAAUAACAAGUAAAGAGUUGAACUCAAAAGAUUUUAUGCCAGUGGGUAUGCUGGCGUUAAGGCCAUCUGGCAUUAAAUUAAUGGGCAGUGAUACCAUACUAUCCAGAGUAAUACGGGAAACUUCUCAAGCGUUAGAUGAAACGUUUCUGGAAGUUGAACCGAAACUAAAUUACAUGGGAGAGUCUCAUUUGGACGAUAAUUUUGUACCAGAAUGUCUCCCAAAACGAAACUUCAAAUUCUUAAACAGCGAAAUAAGAAAUAAUGUUUCAAAGAUUCUAACACAGAAACUGAGAAAGGCUGUAAGUCAGGUCUCUAAAGACAAGGCUAAAUUUCAUUUAUUGAAUCUGCAGGCUAUUCGGUUUCCUGGUAACAAGACUCAAUUAAGGUGGACCAAAGUGGGAACAGUUAAAGGUGGGAAGGAGGUUCACUUAGAUACAAUAAUCUGGCCAGGUGGUGGAAUCGUGCCAGCAUAUCUGGAACAAGGUGGCGAGAAGAUUGGCAUGCCCAUGUACCGCAUCGUCACAGCGCUGGCCUCACCGUUCACCAUGGUGACGAACCUGCAGGAGGGUCUCUGCCUAAGAGGACUGUUCUGUCGUCAAGAGAAUAUCCUGAUGUGUUGUUACGGUCUAAGCAUGGACUUACUGUCCUUGGUGUCCCGUGAACUGGGAUUCCGUUAUGACCUGUACUUGGUGAAAGAUGGUCUGUUCGGUAAGAGAAACGGUAGUAGCGGUACGUGGAAUGGAAUAAUGGGAGAACUGGUAUCUAGCCGAGCCCAAUUGGCUUUCGCGCCCUUGAGUGUCUCUGCUCGCAGAGCGGAAGUGGUCGACUUCACCACACCUUACUUCUUCAGUGGAGUGAGCUUCCUCACGGCACCAAAGCCAAAUUACGAAAUACCACUGUUCGCAUUCCUGUUUCCAUUCAGUACAGAGCUAUGGAUCGCCGUGUUUACGUCGCUGAACUUCACUGCCAUAGCAGUGGCUCUAUACGAAUGGUUAAGCCCUUUUGGUUUGAACCCUUGGGGUAGACAACGAAACAGGAACUUCUCGUUAGCCUCUGCUUUAUGGGUGAUGUGGGGCCUCCUGUGUGGCCACCUUGUUGCCUUCAAAGCACCGAAAUCUUGGCCUAACAAGUUUCUCAUCAACAUUUGGGGAGGUUUCUCUGUUAUUUUUGUGGCUUCCUACACGGCCAACAUAGCUGCCCUGAUCGCGGGUCUUUUCUUUCAUUCCGCAGGGAGCAAUUACGACAAAAGCUUACUGUUACAGAAAGUCGGUGCACCAAGGGCAUCAGCGGCCGAGUACUAUGUGCAAAAAGCGAAUCCCGAUUUAUGGCCUCACAUGGCUCGGUAUUCAUUGUCGAACGUCGCCGAGGGCGUAGAAAGAUUAAGGAAUGGCAGUUUAGAUAUACUGAUAGCAGACACCCCUAUUUUGGAUUAUUAUCGAGCGACAGACGACGGAUGUCGUUUGCAAAAGAUCGGGGACACCAUAAACGAGGACACGUAUGCCGUUGCUCUUGCUAAAGGGCAUCCUUUGAAAGAAAGUAUAUCAAAAGUAAUAGCCAAUUACACGAGUACAGGGCUACUUGACAUUUUGCAAGAGAAAUGGUACGGUGGUUUACCCUGUAUUGGAGGGAGAAAAGGUAUGGACGCAGGUCUCAUGCACGAGCAAAGAGGUCAACCUAGACCUUUAGGCGUGGCAUCCGUAGCUGGUGUAUUUUGUCUACUAGGAAUGGGUGUCGUGCUUAGUACUAUUAUAUUAGCCGGGGAGCACUUGUUUUACAAAUACACGUUACCCAGGUUGAGACACAGACCGGAAGAUUCUAUAUGGCGCAGCCGUAACGUAAUGUUUUUCUCGCAGAAACUGUACAGGUUCAUUAAUUGCGUGGAGCUGGUGUCGCCGCACCAUGCAGCCAGAGAACUGGUUCAUACAGUACGACAGGGACAAAUUACCUCCUUGUUUCAAAAAAGCGUUAAACGAAAGGAACACGAACAGCGUCGCAGACGUAAAAGCAAAGCGCAGUUCUUCGAGAUGAUUCAGGAGAUACGAAGAGUUCAGCAAGAGGAGAAGAUAGAAACAGUUCCUGAGGAAGAGGAGAAGGUGUCGACGAUCAAGAAAGAAGAGAAAGCCAUCAAAGAAAGAGAAAGGAGCUGGAGCAAGAGUCCUCUGAUGCUUCGAAGUCCCAAGAGAUCAGAAAAAAGCAGAAGCUCCACCAAUUUGUCGAGUUCCAGGCUGGGCUUGUCUCCGAUCAGUCUGGACACUCCGAUGAAACCCAGAGAGUUCACUUUAAGCAGCACUAAUCUUAGAGCGAGAAGUCCACUGGAGACGGUGGGUCGACGAUUGAGCCACGGCGACGGUGGAUCACCGCCCCCUCGUCUGGGUUCGCACUUCGGCGGCAGUGCAACACUGCGACCUUUUGCCCCAACGAAGAGCGACCCGACCGGAAGUGCCACGUCAACUAUGAAGGGUGAGUCGAGCGGAGGUGGUGCACCCACACCAAGGUACGCUCGUAGUCCUGCAAAACGUGGCCAGUCGUUCCCGGUAUUCGCCACGCUGAGGCCACCUCAUUCCUCCGGUUACCAAAUGUCCAAGAGUCCUCUCCUCUCUCCGAACAACGAGUUGACCUCGACAAUAGGAAGAAAGUUGUCCCGCGAAUGGGGCUCCGGCACCAUAGACUUAGCCAGAUCCACGGAGACCGUCGGCAGAGGCUCUACUUAUACGCUAGGUCAAGAAAUGACAUUGUCCCUGGAGCGUCCCUCGCACGAGAAGACCCAAGACGACGUGUUGCCCAUAAAGAAACCCAUACGACGCGUCAGGAGUCACGAGACCCGGGACACCAGUAAGCUGAUGGCCGAUCUACCGUCGCCAAGGUUGACCGCGCAGCCGGUGGUAGGAGGCCGGUCGGUAAGCGAACGAACGAAAAAGCAAUUAGAGUCAGAGUUGAAAGCUAUUUUAAGUGCCAGAGCUCAUCAUCGUGACCUCCAUCCUCCUUGAUAGACGUAUACGCCGAUUUAGAAGAGUUCUUGAAAGCAGCAAGCUUUGAGGAUCGUUGCCUCUGAGGGGCUUUGAUUGAUUUAAGCAAUAUCAGAUUUAUAGGUCAAUUUGUAGAGGAAUCCGACA